Messenger RNA from Zalophus californianus (California sea lion), 1753 nucleotides. It is a transcript of the gene ZNF789, whose product is annotated as zinc finger protein 789. The transcript is spliced from 5 exons. Gene Ontology annotation, biological process: negative regulation of transcription by RNA polymerase II. Lineage: Eukaryota; Metazoa; Chordata; Mammalia; Carnivora; Otariidae. The record is from RefSeq and is a predicted model, not a curated record. Gene Ontology annotation, molecular function: DNA-binding transcription repressor activity, RNA polymerase II-specific; RNA polymerase II cis-regulatory region sequence-specific DNA binding. The coding region runs from base 181 to 1494 and encodes 437 amino acids.
CUUCCGCGUUCGCGCCCUCGGGUAGGGGGUGGUCAUCGGAGGGGCGCGGACCGCAGCGCGGGUCCGGUCGGGAACCUCGAGAGGGGAGCCCGGCCCCUAGGGCCGCAGCAGGUGGAUACUGAGAACUUCCUGGCGGAGGUGGCGCGGCGGAGGGUCGGAGGUGCGGAGCAGUCCAGCCUGAUGGCGGCAAUCCUGCCCCAUCUCGGAGACCAGGACUUGGAAGCUGUAUUCCUGACAGCUGGGUGGAAGGAGUUGCUGUCCUUUGAGGAUGUGGCUAUGUACUUCACCAGAGAAGAGUGGAACAAACUUGAGUGGGCUCAGAAGGACCUCUACAGAGAUGUGAUGCUGGAGAAUUACAGAAACAUGAUCUUGUUGGGAUUUCAGUUUCCCAAACCUGAGGUGAUCUGCCUGCUGGAGCAGUGGGAAGAACCAUGGAUCCUGGAUCUACCAAGAGCUGGGACUAGGAAGGCUUCCAGUAGUGCUUGCCCAGGUUCUGAAGCCAGAUGCAAGAUGAAAAAGCCAACUCCAAAGCAGAAAAUUUCUGAAGAUUUAGAGUCGUCAGUGGUGAAGCAGACAACAGCCAACAGAUCUGCAGAAGAGUUACAUAAAUGUAAUGAAUUGGUGGACAUUUACAGACUUGCAUUCCCCACUCUUGGUGAUGAAUGCCACAAGGACUUCCUUCAAAACCUCCAACUUACUCAAGAUCACAGUGCUCAAAUAAGGAAGAAGCAGGGCAAAUGUGAGGAGUAUGGAAAACCUUUCAGUCAGAGAUCGUUGCUUUUGCGGCAUAAGCAAAUUCUUACAAACGCAAAAUCUUAUGAAUGCAGUGAAUGUGGAAGAGUCUUCAGGCGUCAGGCAAAUUUCAUUCGACAUCAAAGAAUUCACACAUCAGAGGAUCCCUUUGAAUGUGACAUAUGCGGGCAAGCCUUCAAACAUAAGUCUACUCUUCUUGUCCAUAAACAGUGUCACCCUCAAAAAAAGCCAUAUAAGUGUCAUGACUGUGGAAAAUUUUUCCGUCAGAUGGCAUAUCUUAUUGAACAUAAGAGGAUCCAUACCAAAGAAAAACCCUAUAAAUGUAGUGAGUGCGAAAAAACGUUUAGUCAGAAUUCAACCCUUAUUCGACAUCAGUUAACCCACAGUGGAGAAAAACCCCAUAAAUGUCUCGAAUGUGGAAAGGCCUUCGGUCGGCAUUCGACCCUUCUGAGCCAUCAACAGAUUCAUACUAAACAAAACACUCACAAAUGCAGCGAAUGUGGAGAGUCCUUUAGCCGGAAUGUGGAUCUCAUUCAGCAUCAAAGAACCCACACCAAGGAGGAAUUUUUUGAAUGUAGAGAAUGUGGAAAAACUUUUAGUUUUAAGGCAAAUCUUCAUCGCCAUGAGGUCAUUCAUACUGGAGAGAGACCCUACAGAUGUGACAAAUGUGGAAAAUCUUUCAUCUGGCGCACAAGCUUUAUCAAGCAUCAGGGUACUCACAGAGAACAGAUAUCAAUGUGAUACUAACUGGAAAAAGACCAUUUAAAGAUGAGAACUUACCACUCUUGUAAUUAUGUGUAACUUCAUUGUUUUAUGAAAACUCAUAAACAGGAAUUGAAGUGGUUUUGCUGUGGGGACCCUCUUUUUGUAGCUAAGCCUUCUUGCUGGAGUCAAGAAUUACUAGAACAUGUGGGGCGCCUGGGUGGCUCAGUCGUUAAGUGUCUGCCUUCGGCUCAGGUCAUGAUGCCAGGGUCCUGGGAUCGAGCCCCGCAUCGGGCUC